Colletotrichum chrysophilum is the source of this 435-nucleotide messenger RNA. RefSeq lists its product as uncharacterized. The record is from RefSeq and is a predicted model, not a curated record. The transcript has 2 exons. The coding region runs from base 1 to 435 and encodes 144 amino acids. NCBI's taxonomy places the organism in Eukaryota, Fungi, Ascomycota, Sordariomycetes, Glomerellales, Glomerellaceae.
AUGAUGACACCCGUGGAGAUCAUUGGGCUUGUCAGCGCAGUCAUCACAUUCAUCGACUUCGCUGCCGAGAAUAUUGCGAUCGCUCAAGAGAUUGGCAAGUCUGGCACUGCUGCCAAAACAGAGAAUGCUGAGUUGGAGAAGCGCGUCGGUCUGCUUCAAAAGCAGAUUGACAAUGUGCGGCAGAGCACGAAUGGGUCGAAGAACGACAUCCACGUAGUUGAACUGUUGAACCUUGCGGACGAGUACCACGACCUUACGACCAAGCUGCUCACCCUGCUGAGUGAGCUGAAGUCAACCAAGAAACGUCACGUGGUCUGGAAGUCGGUCAAGAAUUUGUACAAGAAGAACGAAAAGGAGGGUCUGCAAAAGGAUCUAGAAUACUGCCUGAGGAGAAUACAGCUUCAACUGAUGCAAGUGACGAGAUGGAAGAGUUGA